UUGGGCCAAGGUCCCCUUGGGAGGAGGAGGCUGGGCGCUGGAGGGCGAGGCCCGGCCCUCCCUCCACUAGAUAGACAUAUAUAUAGAGAGAGGGCGCAAGAGAAGGAGCUGGGAAGCUCUUGGGCAGCAGGGCGCCUGGCAGGAACCCAGAGGAGGAGCAGGCGGUGCAGCAGAGGAGCCCGGUUCCAGGGGAAGGCGCUCAGGAGCCGGACUGGGGUCGGAUCUCGGCGAAGGGGGUCCCCCACCAUGCAGUAGCUCCCCGAUGGAGCCCUUCUACGAGGCGGAGCCCCGGCCUCCCAUGACCCACCACCACCAGCACCACCAGCCCGUCCCUUCCUCUGGCCCCGGGGCUCCUUCUUCGUCCUCCUCCUUCUUCUUCCCGGCUGCUGCCGCUGCUGCUUCCUCGGAGCUGCCGUCGGCGGAGCUGUGCGAGCAGGAGCACUCCAUCGACCUGAGCGCCUACAUCGACCCGGGCGCCUUCCACGACGAGUUCCUGGCCGACCUCUUCCAGCACAGCCGCCACAAGGAAGGGCCGCCGGGGGCCAUGCCUGGGCCGGGCUUCCCUCUGCCGGGGGCCCCGGGCAGCACCGCCGCCCUCCUCUACGGCUACAGCGACCCCAAGGCCGAGGGCGAGGGCGGCGGCGGUGGCUUCCUGGGGGGCGGCCUGGGCCCGGGGCUGCUGCCGGGGCUCCGCCCGGUGCUGGUCAAGCAGGAGCCCCGCGAGGAGGAGGAGGACGAAGGGGAGGAGGAGGAGGAGGAGGCCGCCCUGGCCGCCCUCUACCCGCCACUGGCCCACUGCAGCCACCUCCAGUACCAGGCGGCCCACUGCGCCCAGACCACCGUCCACCUCCAGCCCACGCCGCCGCCCACCCCGGCCCCCAGCCCCCAUCCACCACCAGCACCAUCAUCCCCAGCAGCAGCAGCACCACCAUCAUCCCCAGCGUCUGCAUCACCCGCUGCUGCCGCCGCCCCGCCCGGCCCGGCUCCUUCCUCCUCCUCCAAGGCCUCCAAGAAGGCGCUGGACAAGAGCAGCAGCGAGUACCGGGUCCGUCGGGAGCGGAACAACAUCGCCGUCCGCAAGAGCCGGGACAAGGCCAAGCAGCGCAACGCCGAGACCCAGCAGAAGGUCCUCGAGCUCAGCACCGACAACGAGCGCCUCCGCAAAAGGGUCGAGCAGCUCAGCCGCGAGCUGGAGACCCUCCGCGGCAUCUUCAGGCAGCUCCCCGAAGGCUCCCUGGUCAAGGCCAUGGGGGGGCCCUGCCCCUGAACGAGAGGGCACCCCUAAACACGCGGACCCUCGGGGAGACAGACCUCCAGAGGAGGGGGACCCCAAACCCACCAAGCCCCCUUGGGAGGAAAGACUUGGGGAGCAGCCUGGAAAAGAGAAGGCGAAGAGCUGAAAG
This is a messenger RNA of Sceloporus undulatus (fence lizard), 1403 nucleotides long. RefSeq names its product CCAAT enhancer binding protein alpha (gene CEBPA). Gene Ontology annotation, biological process: regulation of transcription by RNA polymerase II; myeloid cell differentiation; DNA-templated transcription. NCBI's taxonomy places the organism in Eukaryota, Metazoa, Chordata, Lepidosauria, Squamata, Phrynosomatidae. The record is from RefSeq and is a predicted model, not a curated record. Gene Ontology annotation, molecular function: RNA polymerase II cis-regulatory region sequence-specific DNA binding; DNA-binding transcription factor activity, RNA polymerase II-specific.